AUGGUCCGCCUCAUAACCCACAACCUUCUCGCCUGCCAUGUAAAGAACUGCACCUCCAACAACUUUCCUCUACAAUUCAAGGAUGUGCAGCUGGAGAUUCGCGAGGCAGAGUUUAAUCCGGAAUUUUUGAAGGGGUUUUUGCCCAAGAUCGAGUGGAAGGCGUUGGUUGAUAGUGCGAGACAGUUGGGAAAUACUUCGUUGCCGAACGAACAACCGGAGAUGUUGGAUGAUGAUUUUUUGAAGAAUCUGCAUCAUGUUCUAUUGGAGAUCCACGUAGAAGAAGGCGCCAUGGUAUGCCCAAACUGUAAACACGAGUACCCAAUCUCGAGUGGGAUCCCCAACAUGCUGCUGGCCGAACACGAGAUUGCUUGA
Molecule: messenger RNA, 372 nt
Organism: Coprinopsis cinerea okayama7#130
Lineage: Eukaryota; Fungi; Basidiomycota; Agaricomycetes; Agaricales; Psathyrellaceae
Product: trm112
Exons: 4
Coding region: 1-372 (123 amino acids)
Biological process (GO): tRNA methylation; peptidyl-glutamine methylation; rRNA (guanine-N7)-methylation
Molecular function (GO): protein heterodimerization activity
Source: RefSeq, a predicted model, not a curated record